CAUGUAAUUCGAUGCAUGCUGUUAAAGCUUAGAGUAUAUUGUCUUCCUUUUGCUUAUGAAGCCUCCACCCACCGGCCCACCCUACAUUUAGUGGAUCAUGUGACUCGGGGCAGCCUAAGAAACAGGAUGUUAAUGCUUGACGGAAUGCCUGCAGUCCGAGUCAAAGCUGAGCCCCUGGAAUCGGAACAAGGGUCACCUAAAGUGCGCCCUUAUUCUGCGAUGGACAGCGUCCCCUUCUUCCUCAGCAGAGUCAAACCAGAGCCGCCAGAAGACCUGCUUGCUCAUGACCUGCACUUCCACACACAGACCGAGCCCGUCGACCUGUCGAUCAACAAACCCCGACCCUCCUCUUUAUCUACCACCACCGCCAUAACCUCAUCAUCAUCAUCAUCCCCCCUCAGAUCAGCCUUUUCCCCAUCUUCAUUAUCGUCGUCAUCUUCCUCCUCCUCUCCAUCGGUUAUCACCUCAGCCUCAUCGGUGCUCACACCAGGCCCUCUGGUAGCCCCUGUAAGCGGGGUGAGAGGUCAGCCGUAUUUGCACAUCCUGCAGUCUGUGCCGCCGCCUCCAUCCAGCCCUCUGAGCCUGCAAGGGGCAGGGAAGCUGGCCAGUCAUGUUCACCGCAUCCCGGUCGUGGUACAGUCACUGCCCCUCAUGUACACCACUGCCGUCAGAUCACCCUCCAGCCUCAACAAUGCUAUCAUGCUACCUCUGCUGGAAGAGGCCAAAAGCCAGGUCAAAGCACACACAGACCACAACGGCCUGUCGCCAAGGCAGAUCAAAAGUGACACCGAUGACGAUGACCUGCCAAAUGUGACCCUGGACAGUGUUAAUGAGACUGGCUCCACAGCGCUGUCUAUAGCCCGUGCCGUACAAGACUCCAUGUCCCCGUUCAGUAUUGACAGUAUACGUCGCCCCCGGAGGUCAGAGUCACCAGAAUCCAAAAAGAGAAGAAUCCACAGAUGUGACUUUGAGGGCUGCAAUAAAGUGUACACCAAAAGCUCACAUUUAAAAGCACACCGGAGGACGCACACAGGGGAAAAGCCAUACAAAUGCACCUGGGACGGUUGCACCUGGAAGUUCGCCCGCUCUGAUGAGCUGACGAGGCAUUACAGAAAACACACAGGGGUGAAACCCUUCAAGUGUGCAGACUGUGACCGCAGCUUUUCCAGAUCCGACCACUUGGCACUCCACCGACGGAGACACAUGCUGGUGUGAACCAGAUGCUGAGCAACUGAAAGAGAGGUCAAUGGAACAGACACACACAUUCAGACACACACGCGCAGGCAGCCAAGGGAGCGGGAUCUCCUUUUGAAUGUUUUUCAGCUGGCCUGGAUGCCCACAGUCACACUCAGAUGCACACAUAGACACACACUCAUCCUUUAGGAGGAGUGGAGAUGGAGAUGGAGAACAUCGAUGGAUGAAGGUGCACAGAGCUUGCGGAGCACAACACAGGGUCACUUCUGGAUCCUCUUAGGGUUGGAAGGACGAAACAUCAGGAUCUUUUAUCAUCAUUGCUUGAUAUGGAGCUUGAUAGGGAACUGUCUUUAACAGCACUGUUUGUUAAUGUUUCACUUUGAUUUGGAAAAUGAUAUCGCACUCUUUGUUUGGACAAAAAUAGCUAUAUAUAUAUAUAUAUAUAUAUAUAUAUAUAUAUAUAUAAUUCAACAGCAGAGGUUUCUUUUUGGUAUCUUUCUUUUCAUUAUUGUUCAAACAACUGCUUCUUUCAGCAUUCAUAAUGUGAAAGACCCCAUUGUAUUGAAUGGAUUUCCUGUGAGUUCAGGAAGAAAUUAGACCUGAAAUGGAUUACGGGAAAGAACUUGGGCGUAGUUGGAAUUACAGGCAGUAUUGUCUCAUGUUGCCUCAACAAGAGUUUCAUAUGUGACCAGAAGAGGGCAGCAUAGAAUCAUUAAUGGUUUCCCACUUGAAGUCUGCCAGUCAUCCCAUACAGGAGAAAAAGAGGGCUGAAGUACACCUUUCCCACAGCCAGCAAAUGGUAAAGAAUAACAACUCAAAUGGCCACUCUUUCAGUCAUUGGUUGCUUUCUUUUAAAAGAUGGAAAAACUGGACAUGCAUAUCAUCGCACCAGCAAGGAAACACACCAUUUUACUAUCCACUCACAUGGAUGCCGGACAAACCCAUAUUUCAUCAGUGCUAUUCUUUAUGUUGAGCCUCUUGAAAGCAUUUUCUUGGAAAAAAAAAGAAUCUUUUGUGGAUUUUGAGCUGUGAUUAGCAAUCAGUAAAGUGCAAUCUUAAAGGUUAAAUAUACUUUCAGUAUGAAAAUGUUUUGUUUAUUGAAUCUUACCUUUUUUUUUUAUGCCUGCUUAUUGCUUAUGUUUGACUCUGAAAAAUAUGACCCCUCAUGUACAGUGAACUUUGAAACAAUCAGAGGAGAUUUCCAGUAUGUGAUGAAAAUUAAAAAAACAAACAAAACAAACAAAAAAAACAGAGGCACCUUAGAGACUUCCAAUCUAUCCCUAAUUUAUCUGUGUGUAUCAUUCAACUCAGAUUUCUCUGCUGCAUUUAAUAGAAAAAGGAAUUUGUGUUGUUGUUUUUGCACAGCACAGCAGCACUUGGCCAUAAGCUGACAUUGAUACCAGCUGAUGUGUUACAGAGAUAAUUUUGUGUACAGUACAGAAGAGCAAUACAUUUGAAGGAACAUCAGACUUCUCUUUGUUCUGUUUGUUGAUGUCAGAAUCUGAGGAGGAGCCUCCAGCUUGGUCUCACUCAACAAUUCCCUCUGUUACUGUCUCGUCUGUAGGUCCAGUUCAAGCUCUGAUGUGUCUCAGCUGGUGAUUUGCUCUAUAUAAUCUUACAUUUUAUGUUAUUUUACAAAUGCAGAAAAUCACUUGAAAUGCUUUUGCCUCAGUCCAAAUGGAUAUAAGGUUUAUUACCUGAGAUUUGGUGAUAUAACAUGCUGAAAAAUGCAGGAAUUGCACACAUGCAUACAUACAUACAUAGCACAGAUAAAUAAUAAUACAUGCACAUGUACUUACAAGAAUAUGUUAUAUAUACACAUAAAGGAUGCAGGUACUGGCAGAAAAAAACUUGGAGAACAUCAGUUUACCUAAUCAGGGAAUUCAAUUAAAAGUAUAUUUUUAUAGUCCUAAUAACAGACACUUUUGCAAGUAUUUCUGGUGCUCUUUAUGCUGUGUAAAAGCUUCAAACAUAAACUCCACCUAUCAGGCCAACCAAUGUUAUUUGAUAGCGCUGCCAAAUGCAUUUAUUGGACCGAAGCCAGCAACAAGUAAUGGUAACCUUUUUUGAUUAUAAUAUCUUGAAAUCCAUACGCUCAUACACUAAUGCACACAUACACACACCUGCACACUUCAGCAGCCUCACUUUUAGUGAAGAAGCUAAAUCCAGGAAGUAAUUUCACACAUGCAUGCAAGGUGUGUGUGUAUGGGUGAGAGAGAGAGAGAAGAGUUACCCUUAUGUUAUCAUUAUUUAUGUAAAAUGUUUGUGCACAUGUCAUAAUGCCCAACUGUAUUAUCAUUUUGGCAAAAGCAUAUCAGCACCUUGUUUGUUUUUUAGUAUGAUUUUUUUUUUUCAAAUAAUUUUAUUUCAGAUGUCAAUUUAUAAACAAAUAAUCAUCAUCAUAUUUUAUCCAUCCAUAUAAUGUAUUAGGACAUUUAAUGUAUGAGGGGGCCCUUUGUGAUUAAUUAUAAUUCUUUCUUCUCUGUAAAAAGGAUUUUUUGAAAUGUUGUAAUAUAUGUGAUAGUGAAGAUGAAACCUAUUACAAAGUUCUACAGCCUGUAUAUACAUUGGAAAAAUAGGGCUUUUGAUUAGUAGAUGCAGGAAAUACAUUUGUACAUGUAAAGUCUUUUCAGAGACUGUAAUUUAUCUAAUUUGAUACACAGUGAAAAGGGGCUAAUGGUAUUCAUCAUGUAAAUUAUCAUAUGUGAUGUUAUAUAACAGCUUUUUAUUGUUUCGGGUUGUUAAACAAGUUCAUGAUCAAAUUAUUAUUAUUUUUUCUUUUUUUUUUUUCUUUUAUAAGGCUAAACCAGUGUUUGCUAUAAUCAACAAAUUAUUUAUAUCCAUCCACCAUAUUAAGGUACUCGAUUUCCUGUGUUGCUAUUUUGCUAUACCCGGACAAGAAAUUACACAGAUCAAGCACAUAUCAACAACACAUGUACUUUUGUAUUCAGUAUAUGAUGUUGCAUGCCUUAAUACACCAGUGUUUGAAGAAUUUAAUUAGACUUGAAGAUGGUGUCUCCACAGGACAGGGUGUAUUGUAUUUCCCUCCCGCAUCUCUUUCCUCAUUUUAAAGCAUAAUUUUGUUACGGCAACCAGGGUCAAAGUUAUGCAAUAAUGAUGAAUAGUGCCUCAUAUCACAAACUUGUAAUAUCACCUGCUCUGUGCAGAAUUUUCAAUUUCAACCUGCGUGCUUCGGUUACUACAAAUGAGGAAAAACCGGGAAUUUUGGAGAAAAAAUAAAUAAACAAAAAAAAGCACAGACAACAAUAUGCAAGUUGGACCUUUAACGUUGAACUAUUCUUUUCGCACUGAGCCUUAUACCAUUGUGUCAAAUGCAGCAUCUUCUCAUAACACUUUAACAGGCUGUUGAUAGCACAUACCAUUACUUUGCUUGCAAUAAGUCACUUCCUUGAUGGGGAACGGAGCUGUGUGACAAAGGCCUCUGGAGGUUUUAGCUUUGGCGCAUCCGUUCAAUGCAGUGACUCCAUGGAAGGUAAAGAGGAAUCCAGUGGUCAGGAUUCCAGCAGUAGAUUGACACAUUUGUUAAUAAAUACUGAUGUUAGACUUUUUAUCAGUUAAAUUAAUAUUUUACUUUCUGUGUAACAUCUGCUUUUGAUUUUUCUGGUUUUGAAAAUUUAAGUAGUGAAGCCAAUGCCUAUGUUUCAAGUUUGCUGAUAUUACGUACAGUAAUCGUUGUUCCUGUAUUUAUGUAAAGUGAGUGUAGUGUAAAUAUAUUCAGAUCUUUUCAUUCUUACCGUAAAAAAAAAAAAAAAAUGUGAUAUUUGCUUCAGCGUUGCUUCAAAAGGGAGAUUCUUCACAUGGAAUUCCACAUAUGUAAAAACAUUUUUAAUCCUAAUAUUUUUCAAAACUUCAAGAACAGGUGUCUGUUUUUUCCCGUUUCUUUUUUGUUACACUUUUUUCUUUCCUCCAAGAGUUGUAUCAAGUCAGUGUUUUGCCUUUUUCUCUGUAUUUUUCAUAUGGAUGGAGCUGUGAAAUUAAAAUGAGUUCAAACAUAUACAUGUAUAUUAAUAUGAAUGGAGGCAUGAAGGUUAAUAAAGUUGCAUUUUGUAUGUAA
Melanotaenia boesemani (Boeseman's rainbowfish) is the source of this 5269-nucleotide messenger RNA. RefSeq names its product Kruppel-like factor 12b (gene klf12b). Gene Ontology annotation, biological process: regulation of transcription by RNA polymerase II. Gene Ontology annotation, molecular function: RNA polymerase II cis-regulatory region sequence-specific DNA binding; DNA-binding transcription factor activity, RNA polymerase II-specific. The record is from RefSeq and is a predicted model, not a curated record. NCBI's taxonomy places the organism in Eukaryota, Metazoa, Chordata, Actinopteri, Atheriniformes, Melanotaeniidae.